AUGGGCUCGCAGCUGUCGGGUCGCAUCACGUCCGGCAUGGUGGCGAGCGCGGAGGUCAACGGGCUGCUCCCGUUCAGGCACCCCAACAUCAACAUCCUCCCGACUGCCAUGCCGCUGCCGCAGAGAGCCAGCAACCUCAUCAACAGCAACAAUGUGCCCUACGUCGCGGGCCUCGGCAAUACGUCUUCCGUUGUCAUCCAGAACAGCGGUAACCUCGUCAACGGCAGCAUCAACAUCCCCUUUGUGAACGCCAGGGACCUACUGUUGGGCGUCACGCUCCAGAACCUCCACUUUCGGGCUCACCAAUUUCGUCUUCAACAACAUUCCUCUGCUUUGGGACAGGCUAGGGCGCCAGCCUCAAGGGCGCUGGGUGAACCAUGA
Miscanthus lutarioriparius is the source of this 381-nucleotide messenger RNA. NCBI's taxonomy places the organism in Eukaryota, Viridiplantae, Streptophyta, Magnoliopsida, Poales, Poaceae. The record is from the annotation of a GenBank genome assembly.